This is a messenger RNA of Plenodomus lingam JN3, 2889 nucleotides long. RefSeq lists its product as uncharacterized. NCBI's taxonomy places the organism in Eukaryota, Fungi, Ascomycota, Dothideomycetes, Pleosporales, Leptosphaeriaceae. Gene Ontology annotation, molecular function: single-stranded DNA binding; ATP binding; single-stranded 3'-5' DNA helicase activity. Gene Ontology annotation, cellular component: nucleus; MCM complex. The record is from RefSeq and is a predicted model, not a curated record. Gene Ontology annotation, biological process: mitotic DNA replication; double-strand break repair via break-induced replication; DNA replication initiation.
AUGUCUUCCCUUUUAGAUGCGGUACUCAACUCGGACGCCGCUCCCACUCCUUCGAGCGACCCCGGCAACGCAAGACGACCCCAACAGAUUCGCUCUUCAUCUGCGAGACCCCGCGGCCCUCCCUCUACCCCCGGCGCCUACAGCGAUAUCGAGGCUAAUCAAGAGGAUGCUGUUCCAAACAGACUGCCUGGAAGACGGGCGAAUCAGCCCCGCACAGAUAUUCCCAAGGUGGUGGACGUCACAGGCGAAACGCUCUCCUUGCGAUUUCAAGAAUUCCUCGAGAACUACACAGAAGACCCCUCCUCAUCGGCUUUGCCCACAUCAAGCGCCCUUCCUACCACCGAUAAGUACUAUAUUGCCCAAGUACGGGGUAUGAGGCUCUAUGGCCUGUCCACUCUAUACGUAGACUACACACAUCUUCUCCGCCAUGAAGAUGGGAUCCUCGCGGCUGCCAUUGCCAGCGAAUACUACCGCUUUUUGCCAUACAUGGUCCGCGCCCUACACAACCUCAUCGCAAAGUAUGAGCCCAAAUACUUUCGCCAGCACAAACAGCCCGCCUCGACAGCCUCGGCUGCGGGUACUUCAGAAGCCAAUGCAACAAGCCAAAACGACAGUCUCAAUGAGAAGACAUCAAAUCAGCAGACAGAUAAGCUCUUUACAUUGGCUUUUUACAAUCUACCCCUUGUCUCACGCAUUCGCCAAUUACGCACCACAUCCAUUGGCAGCUUGCUAUCCAUAUCUGGUACCGUGACUCGGACGUCGGAAGUCCGACCGGAAUUGUCAAUGGCAACCUUUGUGUGCGAAAUCUGCAACACUGUAUUGCCGAAUAUCGAGCAGACGUUCAAAUACACGGAGCCAACGCAGUGUCCCAAUGCAACCUGCAUGAAUAGGGAAGGAUGGAGACUUGACAUCAGACAGUCGACUUUUGUUGAUUGGCAAAAGGUGCGGAUUCAGGAGAACAGCUCGGAGAUCCCGACGGGUAGCAUGCCCAGAACAAUGGACGUCAUCUUGCGGGGAGAAAUGGUCGAUCGCGCAAAGGCUGGGGAGAAGUGUAUCUUCACGGGUACCGUGAUUGUCAUUCCUGAUGUUAGUCAGUUCCGUGUGCCGGGUGUGCGGCCACAGGCUAUGCGGGAUACAUCAAACGCCACGCGUGGCAACGAUGUGGGAGGCUCGGGUGUCAGUGGUCUCAAAGCACUUGGUGUUCGCGAUCUCACCUACCGAAUGUCCUUUCUCGCAUGCAUGGUCUCCCCUGAUCAUUCCACUCCGGGACAGUCUUCGAACCAUCACCUGAACGGCCAAGCUGGUAACAUUCUUGCCUCUCUUGGACAAGGCCAAAUCGAGUCCAAUGCAACAAGCGGCGAAGAGGCCCAGGAAGAGUAUCUGGGCACGCUCACCGCGGCGGAAAUCCAAGAUUUGAAAGACAUGGUGCACAAGCCAAAUAUCUUCAUGCGACUGGUCGACUCGAUAGCGCCUACUGUCUAUGGUCACCAGGUCAUUAAAAAGGGUCUUUUACUUCAGCUUAUGGGCGGUGUGUCAAAAGAGACUCAAGAAGGCAUGUCGUUGCGUGGUGACAUCAACAUUUGUAUUGUCGGCGACCCUUCCACGUCCAAGUCACAGUUCUUAAAGUACAUUUGCAGUUUUUUGCCUCGCGCAGUUUACACAUCUGGUAAGGCGUCUUCGGCUGCUGGUCUUACAGCGGCUGUCGUCAAAGAUGAGGAGACUGGAGAGUUCACCAUCGAGGCUGGAGCGCUCAUGCUGGCUGACAAUGGAAUCUGCGCCAUUGACGAGUUCGACAAGAUGGACAUUGCCGAUCAGGUUGCCAUUCACGAAGCCAUGGAACAGCAGACCAUCUCCAUCGCAAAGGCCGGUAUCCAAGCCACGCUCAACGCCCGUACCUCGAUCCUCGCCGCCGCCAACCCUGUCGGUGGCCGGUACAACCGCAAGACCACGCUCCGCGCCAACGUCAACAUGUCCGCGCCCAUCAUGUCCCGCUUCGACCUCUUCUUCGUCGUCCUAGACGAGUGCGACGAAUCCGUCGACCGCCACCUAGCCGAGCACAUUGUCGGCCUCCACCAACACCGCGACGAAGCCAUUGACCCGGAAUUCAACACGGAGCAACUCCAACGCUACAUCCGCUUCGCCCGCACCUUUCGCCCCGAAUUCACAGACGAGGCGCGCGUGACGCUCGUGGAGAAGUACAAGGAACUCCGCGCCGACGACGCCCAGGGCGGCAUCGGCCGCAAUAGUUACCGCAUCACCGUUCGCCAACUCGAGAGCAUGAUUCGCCUGUCUGAGGCUAUUGCAAAGGCUAAUUGCGUCACCGAUAUCACACCAGACUUUGUCCGCGAGGCUUACAAUCUCCUUCGCCAAUCCAUCAUCUCCGUCGAAAAAGACGACGUCGAAGUCGAAGACGACGACGACGAAGAAGCCGCUCUCCUUGCCGCCGCCGCGGCUGCAGAAGCCCAAAAUGCUGACGCUGAUGCCCCCAUGGCAGACGACCAGCACGAUCCUGCUGCUGCUUCUGCAACCAGAGAAGCCUCCGCCCCGCCGCCCCGCGAAAAAACCAAAAUCACACACGACAAGUACGUUGCCAUGCGCAACCUGUUUGUCAAGCGCGUCAAUGCCGAUCAAGAGGAGACGCAGGACGGCGUGGACGAGGAAGAGCUGCUGGUUUGGUAUCUCGAGCAAAAGGAGGGCGAGAUGGAGACGCAGGAGGAUUUUGAGCGUGAGCGGGCGUUGGCGAGGAAGGUGUUGCGGAAGGUUGUUAAGGAACAAUAUCUCAUGCUUAUUCGCGGCGAAGGGCUUGCAGACGAGGCUGGCGACACCCAGGGCCAGGCCAAGGCGGUGUACGUACUCCAUCCGAACUGUCCGGUUGAGGAUCUUGUGUAG